Molecule: messenger RNA, 908 nt
Organism: Xenopus tropicalis (tropical clawed frog)
Lineage: Eukaryota; Metazoa; Chordata; Amphibia; Anura; Pipidae
Product: provisional ortholog of microfibril associated protein 4
Exons: 6
Coding region: 1-768 (255 amino acids)
Source: RefSeq, a predicted model, not a curated record
AUGGCGAUCCUUCUUUUGAUCCUGAUUGGACCGUUGUCUCUGAUAAGUCCCAUUAUCUCACAAUCAGAAUCACUGGACACAUUGGUUCUGCACAAAAUCCCACCCCUUGACUGCCAAGACCUGUGGGACAAAGGUUUUCGGUCUGAUGGCGAGUACCUCAUUUACCCACAAGGCCCCCAGCACCCUCUGCCUGUAUACUGUGACAUGACCACCAAUGGGAUGCCCUGGACAGUAUUUCAGAAGAGGUUUGAUGGCUCCACUGACUUCAACCAAAACUGGCAGGACUACGUGAUGGGAUUUGGAAAUGCCGAUUACGAAUACUGGCUGGGGCUGCAGAACAUCCAGCGUCUGACCAUGACUGGCCGAUAUGAACUGAGGGUGGAACUGGAGAACUUUAAUGGCCAGAAAGUCUACGCCUUUUACUCCAACUUCAGCCUGUCACCCCAAGCGCUGAAUGCAGAGCAUGAUGGAUACAAACUGUAUGUCGAUGGAUUUACAGAUGGUGGUGCAGGAGACUCACUGAGUGUGCACGUAGGACAGAGGUUCUCCACUUACGACAACGACCAAAUAAACGACAUUCAGAACUGCGCGGAGUACUGGGGGGGCGGGUUCUGGUAUUAUUCCAAUGGCUGCGCCGAUGCUGGGCUCAACGCACGCUACAUCAACCCCAAUACUUUGAAGAGUCCACAACAUGGCUUCUCCUGGGUAACAUGGGUGGAAUACCCAGAGACCCUCAGGGCAAGUCAGAUGAUGAUGCGGAGGCUUUAGGCUUUGAAUUAGGGGUCUGGGCCUGUUUCUGUCUGUUUAAGGAGGAAAAUCAGUACUUGCUAUUAUACUGACCCAACGGUUAUUGAGCUGACCGUGUACUAAUAGCCUCUUCUAUGUUUUGUGCCUUAUUAAAAAGACAU